AUGAAAACUCGCCGAAUCCUCCCCGCCGCGCUACACCCGAGCAUGUCAGCAGAACCACAGCUGGCCACAACAGAAAAUGUACCUGAGAAGGAACAGAAGAGGAAACGUCAUGCACCGAUCCCCAUCCCUACCCCUCUUCCCCAACUCACCCUCCAGCACUCUAACCUCCCCGUAACGGAGGUGGACGUCAACGAACAGCCGACGAUGGAGGAAAGGAGUGGCCUUACGUGGAUCGUGAAGGACAGACCGCACAGGCAGCUGGCUAAACAGCAGCUCGUACGCCUGCAAACCGAGUCACAACGAUCCGGAGUAGGAAGACUGUCACGGGUCGUGACUCUUAGACGUCACUGGAUCACGUUCGAGAUCACGGGCGCCCGCCCGAAAUGCACGCUACGUGUCCCUGUCCCAUGGGUAGCGCUAGACAACCUCGAGGGCAUGACCCACGCCUCGAACUACGCAACCCUCCCCAGCUUGCCUCGUCCACACCCGGACUUCCGCCAUCUCCCACCCUUCAGGAACGACAAAGUCAACCCGUACGAGUUCGAAAUCCCGGAGAUCGAGCUGAAACAGCUAAACCGCCGCCUCCGGAGAAUUACGAACGACUGGAACGCGGAAGCAGAAAGAGAGGGCGAGGGCAUCGGAGGGGCGAGUAAAUCGGGAACGGUCUGA
Molecule: messenger RNA, 669 nt
Organism: Fomitopsis serialis
Lineage: Eukaryota; Fungi; Basidiomycota; Agaricomycetes; Polyporales; Fomitopsidaceae
Exons: 1
Coding region: 1-669 (222 amino acids)
Source: RefSeq, a predicted model, not a curated record